Molecule: messenger RNA, 2871 nt
Organism: Phaedon cochleariae (mustard beetle)
Lineage: Eukaryota; Metazoa; Arthropoda; Insecta; Coleoptera; Chrysomelidae
Source: the annotation of a GenBank genome assembly
UUUGAUUUCAGAAGUUCACAGUGUUCACACAAUUAACAUGGUUUCUGAGACACAUCAUGCACUGAAUUUAGAUUUAUCUCAACAACACAGUUUUAUCCGAUUUUAUAACAAAUUACCUGAGAAAUCGGCAUCAACUAUUCGUUUUUUCAACCGGACCGACUAUUACACAGUUCAUGGAGAUGACACAACCAUCACCGCAGAUUUUCUUUCCUCCGCCACUAAGUACAUGGGGGAUCAUCAGAAACUGGCCUACGUCUGUCUCAAUAAGAACCAAUUCGAAAAUUUCCUGAGAGAGCUCCUACUGGUCAGGCAGUACCGCGUGGAGGUUUAUGUUACUUCUUCCCAGAAAAAUAAUGAUUGGCAGCUGGAAUACAAAGGAUCUCCCGGAAAUGUGUCACAGUUUGAGGAUAUUUUGUUCGAGAAUGCCAAUAUUGAAUACACUAAUUCUGUUAUGGGGGUUAAAGUUCUUCCAAAUAAGGUUUUGGCCAUAAGCUGUGUAAAUAUCACAGAUUCCAAACUUGAAGUUUGUGAAAUUAGUGAUAACGAAUUAUUUUCCGAAUUAGAAGCACUAAUUGCCCAAAUUGGUCCAAAAGAAUGCAUAAUACCAUCAGGCGAAUCCCCUGAACUGGCACUAUUGAAAACGCUUCUUGAACGAAAUGGAAUCCUGGUAGCCAGCGUGAAACGGUCAGAUUUCACUAAAGAUGCCAUCAUACAAGAUUUGAACAGGCUUCUCUUUUUUCAUAAAGAUCAGCAACGAAACGCAUCAUGUCAUCGCGAAACCAACCUCACAGAAGCCAUGGGAUGCCUUCAAGCCGUCAUCAAAUUCUUGAACCUGACAGGAGAUGAGAGUAACUUCAACCAGUUCAAGCUCGGUUCUUUAGAUGCCCAUAGGUUUGUGAGGCUUGAUAACGCUGCCUUGUAUGCUUUGAACGUAUUUCCUAAGGUGAUGUCACAUAAUGUAGAAACUAUACAGAGCAUAACAGCUUCAAAGACUUCUAGCUUGAAGGGUCUGUUGGAUAAUUGUGUAACCCCACAGGGAAGAAGACUUUUGGAUCAAUGGCUAAAACAACCGUUGAAAGACUACAAUGCAAUUAACGAUCGCUUGGAUAUUGUUGAAGCCCUUGUCAAGGACACUGAGACCAGGACAGUUCUUCUCAAGGAUAUUGUGCCUAGGAUUGCUGACCUCACGCCGUUAUUGAGAAAGCUUUCCUGCAAAAAAACUAACUUACAAGACUGCUAUAGAAUAUAUCAAACUCUCAACAACAUACCUAGUAUUGUACAGGUUUUAAGGCACAUCGAAAAUAAAUGUGUGAGAGAUAUUUUGAUAAAUCCUUUGAAUGAAAUACUCCAAGAUAUGGAGAAUUAUCAAGCUAUGAUAGAACAGACUAUUGAUAUGGAAUUGGUUGAUCGAGGAGAGUUUCUAGUUAAGUGUUCUUUCGAUGAUGAACUCAAUGAACUCCACAGAAAGAAAAGUAAGAUAGGCGAAAAAUUCCAGAAACUCUUACAGAUCGCUGCUGACGAUUUGGGAAUGGAAGAGGGCAAAACUAUAAAGCUUGAAUGCAACGAUCAAUAUGGUUACUUUUUCAGAAUGACUUUGAAAGAGGAACAAGCACUUAGAAAAAGUAAAAAUUAUAGGAUUCUCGAUGCCAUCAAAGGCGGAGUUAGGUUUACUAAUAACAGACUAGCAGCCUUGAAUGAAGAAUAUAAUAGUUUAAAUGAGGAAUAUAAGGAGAGACAAAAAGCAGUAGUAGACGAUAUAUUGGAAGUAGCUACUGGUUAUGCUGACACUUUGAGAAGUUUGAAUGUUCUUACUGCAACUAUUGAUGUAUUUGUAUCAUUUGCGACUGCUGCAAUUUCUGCACACAUUCCAUAUGUUAGACCAAAACUUCAAAAGGCAGGAACGGGAAUUUUGAAACUCAAGCAAGUCAGGCAUCCCUGUUUGGAAGCCCAGGACAAUAUUUCAUUCAUUCCAAAUGAUGUCAGUUUCGAAAAAGAUGACAAACUUCUUUAUGUUAUAACUGGUCCAAAUAUGUGUGGUAAAAGUACGUACAUCAGAAGCAUUGGUACUUGUGUCUUGAUGGCACAUAUAGGCAGCUUAGUGCCAUGCAAAGAAGCACACAUAUCGCUAGUUGAUGGAAUUCUUGUAAGAGUUGGCGCAGAUGACAGUCAACUAAAGGGAUUAUCUACUUUUAUGUUGGAAAUGAUAGAAACAUCAUCUAUCAUAAAGAGUGCUUCAUCAAAUUCCUUGGUUAUUGUUGAUGAAUUAGGAAGAGGGACAUCAACUUAUGAUGGUUGUGGCUUAGCCUGGUCUAUCGCAGAGCAUUUGGUCAAGGAAUCUCAGUGUUUCUCAUUGUUUGCCACACAUUACCAUGAGCUCAAUAGGAUGGCUGAAGUUUAUGACAAGGUAGGCAACCUGCACGUCACUGCCGUCACAACUGAGGACACCGUUACCCCAUUGUACUCAGUUAGAGAAGGAGAAUGUGAUAAGAGUUAUGGCAUACAUUGUGCUAGAAUGGUUGGAUUUCCUAACGAUGUUAUAGAAGAUGCAUUGAAGUAUCAGAGGAAGUUGGAACAUCACAGUGGAAUGAAAUUGAUCAAUGAUUUUGAACAUGAUGUGAAAAGGAAAAUUGUUGAAGAAGGCGAGAUAUGUGUGAAAGAAACAAUAAAAAAAGUUAAGAGCAUGGAUAUCAAUAGUUUAUCAGAUGAUGAUUUGUUUAGGAAGCUGCAAGAAAUGAAGAGUGAAUUGGAGAAAAAAGACAAUUUGUUUGUACGAGGACUACUGUCCAACUAGAAUGUGACUGUUAUAAUUGUUUUUGUAAUAUCGAGAUCAUGUCAAAGUUUUGCAUAAGUAAUAAAUCUUUGUAUUUUUUU